Hemibagrus wyckioides is the source of this 5482-nucleotide messenger RNA. It is a transcript of the gene acin1b, whose product is annotated as apoptotic chromatin condensation inducer 1b. NCBI's taxonomy places the organism in Eukaryota, Metazoa, Chordata, Actinopteri, Siluriformes, Bagridae. The transcript has 17 exons. The record is from RefSeq and is a predicted model, not a curated record. Gene Ontology annotation, molecular function: RNA binding. The coding region runs from base 40 to 4464 and encodes 1474 amino acids.
GCCCGAAGUUUGAGCGACCGAGCCAAAGGGGGAAGCAAAAUGGCGGAACUCGAAGAUGUUACGCUAGAUGGGAAACCGCUUCAUUCGCUCCGUGUGGCGGAUUUAAAAGCUGCCUUGGAACAACGAGGGCUGGCCAAAAGUGGGCAGAAAAAUGCGCUCAUCAAGCGACUAAAAGGGGCACUCAUGUUGGAGAGCCUGCAGCGAACCUCCACCUCUCACCCCGGCCUGCAGCCCAACUCGCAGAUAGGGGAGGAGAUGAGCCAGAACAGUUUUAUUAAACAGUACCUGGCCAAACAGCAAGAGCUCCUGCGUCAGAGAAUGGAGAGAGAGGCACGUGAGGCAGCGGAGGCAGAUGAUACAGACAGCCCUGCAGGCCCUGAGGAGGACGAUCACACAGCUGCCAACGACAGCACCUCCUGCCUGCCAGACAAGCAUCAUGUAGCAUCUCGGCCUUCUGUGCCUGAGGAUGGAGGAGGUGAUCAGCUGGGUCCACAGGAUCCAGUUGCUUUGGGAGGCCACAGGCUGGACGCAGGCACUGCCUCAGUAUCACAUGACUCCUCUGAUGUCCCCACAGCCAAGAUCUGGCGACCCUCUUUUUCCCAGGAGGAGGUUGCCACUCCAUCCCCUCCCCGUGCAGUUGCCUCUCUUUCUGUGCGUGUUGUUGGUCAGCCAGAACGACAGGGCGUACCCCUAAUUGUCCCACGUCCACAACAAAGAGAAGGAACUGCCCCUGUAGAAGCAGGCCCUGCCCAUCCAAUGCCACAGCUCAGCCAGUCGGCACGCACUCAAGAGGACAGUGAUGAUGACGACGAUGAUGACGACGAUGAGAGCGAUGAGGACGACAACUGGGGUCCUAUAUCUCGUGGAAGAAAGAACAUCCACACACCACCAGCACAGCGGUCGCGGCGCAAGCUUCAGCCUCCUCAACACAUUCCACCCCAUCAUUCUCCACUGCAGCUCAGACAACCCACUCCUCCUCCCUCACCACCACCAGAGCUCUCUUUCCCCCUGCCAGACACCCCCAAACAAAGUCCCCCAGAGCAGGACGAACCUGAAGCCCCAGAAGGAGCUGCCGUGUCCUCUCCAGUUUCCCUGCAGAGACAAGAGUCAAGCUCCAGCUCCAGGUCCAGCAGCCCUGAGCCUCCAUCCCAGCGUAGGCCUGGGCCACUCAGUCUGCUGGUGCGCAAGAUGGAGUCUGAGGGGGCUUUUGAUGGUGGGCAGAAGAAGGAGGAAGAGGAAGAGGGAGACGCCACUGCGGCAGCAGAAGAAGAACAAGCUGAGGCUGGACCUGGGGUGCUUGUGUUCACUAGAGGAGUGACUGAAGAUGUUCACACCAGUUGUGAUUCUGAGGUGGUUCCUGAUCAUCAAGAUUCACCCCAAGAGCAGCUGCCUGAGGAGCCUGAGUCUCUACCCACUAUACCCUCAAUCACAGAAAGCAGCCCUCUGGGGUCAGUGGAGAUGAAAGAGGCUGAGGGGGAACAAGAAGAAAGUUCUCAGCCGGAUGAAGAAGAGAAGGAAGAAGACGUGGAGAGCUGUAGUGAUGAGAAAGUAAAGGGGAAGGAGACAGAGGAGAGCUUUAAUGUAUCAUCAUGGAAACGUGAGCGAGCGGAAUCACCGUCUCAGGAUUCCGCCGACUUUCAGCAUCGAUCACCUCCUCCCUCCCCACCUGCUCCAGCAAAACGAGCACGCAUCUUUUCUGAAGUUCCCCCACCCGAAUGCCUCAUGUCUCCCUCCAAACAGGAGCAGGUGUCUGUCCUUGUGUCAGCACAACAUCAUGCAGAUGCAGAUGUUGAAAUGGAGACAGAAGCUCCAACUGUUUCUCCUCAGUCCUCACCUGAAAAGGAGCAUGACAAGGAGAUGAAAGAGGUGGAAACAGAUCAGCAGGAACCUGCAGAGGCAGAUGAAGCAACAGAAGACAUUAACAAGCCUCCUUCAUCACUUCCUCCAUCUCCACCCUCAAAAGAUAUGAGAGUGGAGAGAGAAAGAGAGAGCUCUGAAGAGAACGAAAGGGCAAGAUCCACAGAGGUAGAUGAUGAGAGAUCCGUAGAAAGAGAAAGGGAGAGAUCGGUAGAAAGAGAAAGGGAGAAAUCCGCUGAGAGAGAAAGUGAGAGAUCUUUGGAGAUAGAAAAGGGGGCAUCUUCAGAGCAAACAGACAUAUCUGCAAAACAAGAGACAUCUACAGAGAGAGGAAGAGAGGGAUCUGCAGAAAGAGAGAGAUCCGCAGACAGAGGUAGAGGGAGAUCUGCAGAACGAGAGAGAUCUACAAAGAGAGAAAGAGAGAGAUCUGCAGAACGAGAGAAAUCUACAGAGAGAGGAAGAGAGAGAUCUGCAGAAAGAGAGACGUCUACGGAGAGGGAAAUAGAGAGAUCCACAGUCAAAGAAAGAGAAAGAUCCACAGAGAAGGAAAAAUCACCUGAACGACACUCCUCCCCCUCCAGCCAGUCAUCCUCCGACUCUGACUCUGACUCCGAAUCUUCUACAUCCAGUUCCUCAGGCUCCUCCCCACAGGACAAACCCAGCCCACCCAGUCAAAAUAAGGAUGAAGAGAAGAAAGUCAGCAGCUCAGAUGAUGCAGCAGAGCAGCUCCCUGAUGCAGCUGACAAGGAAGAACCUAUGAGGUUAGCUGCUACAGCUAGUCACACAACACGCAUAUAUACACCCGAAUGUUCUCCAAAUAGGGAUGUAAAGCAGGCCACGGUUGCCGAACCCACAGGUCCCGUCUCUAUGGAGCUCCAGGAACAGCCCGAGUCGGAGAGUGCACUGGCUCAUCCUGCCUCACAGGAGGCGCCUGAGACCAGCGAGUCCCGUUCUGAUGAGAGCACCACUCCAAAAGCGUUUGCUGCACGCAAGAUUUCACUUACGACUGCUAAACCAGAAGGAGCUGCAGUGGAGGCGGAGUCUGGGGGCGGAGCUGGCAGGAAGAGGAGGUGGGGCUCCAGUACAGCAGUCACUGCCAAAAAGCCAUCAAUCAGCAUCACCACUGAAUCGCUGAAGUCUCUAAUACCAGACCUGAAGCCACUGCAAGAGGCUGUGGUGGACCUGCACCCUGAUGAGGGGCGUUUCUCCGGGGAUGAGGACUCGGGUCAGCAGCCUGAGCGUGACGAGGACCAGGGGCUUCAGAUCAGACGUACUGUAACACAGGUGGUUCCAUCUGAAAGUCAAGAGAAUGGGCAGAAAGAAAAGGAGGAGGAUGAAGAUGAGGAUGAGGAGCAGACAGAAGGAGAGAAAGAGAAACCCCCCAAGAAAACGAGGAGGGAGAGCUCAUCAGAGGUUGCCAUGGAAACACAGGAGGGUGACACUAAGAAGGUGACCCCUAACGACUCAGUGGUGCGGCGCUCCAUCAGUCAGCAGAAAGUGGCUGUGUCCAUCACCAUAGAUGACCCAGUCCGCACAGGCCGCCAGCUCUCACCUCCCCGUGGCAAAACAUCCAACAUCAUCCACAUCUGUAACCUGGUUCGCCCAUUUACUUUAGGCCAACUGAAAGAGCUGUUGAAUCGGACCGGUACCGUGGUGGAGGACGGCUUCUGGAUCGAUAAGAUCAAAUCCCACUGCUAUGUCACUUACUCCAGUACAGAGGAGGCUGUCGCAACACGUGAAGCUCUUCACGGUGUGAAAUGGCCCUCCAGCAACCCCAAAGUGCUCAGAGUGGAAUUCUGUGAGCAGAAGGAGCUGGACUUCCACAAAGGGCUGCUGACAGGUGAAGAUCCACGAGCCGUUGCAGCUCCGACCCGCCCUGCCGCCCCACCUCCACUCGUGCCCCCGACCCGAGAAAAAGAACGGGAGCGAGAGAGGGAAGGAGCAUCAGCGAAUGUGAGAGACCAGUGGGCCGAGAGGGAGCGAGAGAUGGAGCGUAGGGAAAGGACACGCUCUGAGAGGGAGUGGGACAGGGACAAAGUGCGAGACUUCAACAGGGAUGAACGGGAAGCGGCCAGGAGAUCACGGUCACGUGACCGGGACAGGAGACGCAAGGAGCGAGGAAAGAGCAAAGAGAAGAAGUCUGAGAAAAAAGAGAAACCAGAGGAACCUCCUGCCAAACUCCUGGAUGAUCUGUUCCGCAAAACCAAAGCAGCUCCAUGCAUUUAUUGGCUGCCACUUACUGAAGAACAGGCGACUCAGAAGAACCUGGAACGAGCAGAGAGAAUGAAAGAGCGGGAGAAGAGGAGGAAGGAGCUGCAGGAGGAAGAGGACAAGAAGCGUGAAGAGGAGAGGAAGGAGAGAGCGCGUGGCCGUGAGCGAGACAGCGGGAACGCGGUGAGCAGUGGAGGAGGCUCGAGCCGUCCAGCUGAAGGAGAGAAGGACAAGGAGAGGGAGAGGGAAAGAGAGAGGGAGCGUGAUCGGGGUAGAGAGAAGGAGGGAGAGAAAAGGAGAGACAGCAACCGAGGCAGAGGCAGCGACUCCAAGCCAGCAGGGGGCAGCAGACGCUCACGAAGCCACAGCAACCCCUCCAGGGACAGACGACGUUGAGAGCGUGUUUGUGUGUGAGAGAGAGAGAGCACCAAUGCAAGCGUGUGUUUGUGGUCCUUGGAGGAACAGAUGGAUGCCCUUUCUUGCUGACUGAGGCCCAACUACGAAGCAAAAGUUCCAGCCCUGAAAAUCGUUGUUUCAUAUGCAUACACUUUGGUAGCAUCACACAUUCAGUCACAACUGCUGUACAUCCUUCUUUCAGGACUUUCAAAACUUUUUAUUUUUCAAUUAGUUCCAUUUUUGUGUUGUAGUAAUCUUUUUUUUUUCUUUAUUUUUGUGAUUUUGCAGUUAAUUACUGUUUCUUUGGUCUUAAACAGAUUUGCAUCAAGGGCUUGUGCAGAUUCAUUUCCUCAUAAUCACACAUUCUCACACAUGGACAAGGCUAGACCAUCAGCAGGGUGAUUAUUUUUAAUGCAUCCCCCCCUAACUUUUUUUUUUUUUUUUUUUAAAGCCCUUGAAUAUUUUUAUUUAUAAAUUGUAAUUGGAGUCAAGCUUGCCACAAAUAGCUCCUUAUAAAAUAAUUCUUUUAUUCGUCCUGAGACUUUUUUAAUUAUCUUUGGUUGACCAAAAUACCCCCAAAUAGUUAUGGCCAUAGAUUCGGGUUAAUUGUGGUGUGUCUGGGUCACAGCCUCACCCUCUCGGACCCUGAUGCACUGAACGGCUGACUACUACGUACCUGUCCGGUGUUAACUCUAGAAAGGUGCUGUUAUGAAGGAUAACAAGUGUUCAACACGUCUCGUCUCUCCCCCGUCCUACUGCUGCCUCCAUCCUUGCAUUUCCCUGUGUUCUCCUGUUGGGAGUCUGUAAUCCUCUCUGUUCUUUAGUGUUGUACUCCGAGAUCCAGAUAAGGGAGAAAACUAACAGUUAUAGACAAGAGAGGAAUGAUACAUGUUUUAAUGAUGUUUUAACUUUCAUUUUUUUAUUUUAGUUUGAAAAAGAGAAAUUCCUAUUUGCUUUUUGAUUAUUUUUUUUCUGAGUAUGCCGAAUGUAAAAAGAAUAAAAAAGUGAUUAAAGGAAA